Molecule: messenger RNA, 1773 nt
Organism: Dimorphilus gyrociliatus
Lineage: Eukaryota; Metazoa; Annelida; Polychaeta; Dinophilidae
Source: the annotation of a GenBank genome assembly
AAUUGUGCCGGUUCUUCAGACACGCCAUAGAAAUGGACGAGUGCAUGUAAAACAGCAUUUUUUUACGAAUCGUUGAGUGACAACAUUAUAUCUUUAGAGAGUUAUCAACCAAAAGGUUGAAAGGGUUUUUUAAAUAUGAAAAAAUUACCGAAAUUUUAUGAUCCCGGCUGGAAAAAGACGGAGCCGCAAAUCGAAAACUGCAGAUUGGAUUUUACUGUAUUGGACAACACUACGGUUUCGUGUUUCUCAACUGGAGGUGAGAAGAGACUCUGCAUGCCCGAACUUUUAACUAAAGUUUUUAAAAACUACUUUGAAAUGGAGCAAGUAGUAAAAGCCUGUGAAAGUUUGAAUAUAAUUUUAACCGACUGCACUGAUUCGCAAUUGGAAAAUUUAAUUGAAAAGAAAAUUUUAAGCGUACGACCAAAGCUUUGUGGACUGAUAAAGAAAACUGAUGCUGAAAGACUAUGUAGCUAUUUAUUACAUUCUGAUGCUGAGAAGGCGGAAUCAUCGCAUUCGGAUUCCCCAUUUGCUUUUCAAGUAUACCACGAAUGUUUUGGUAAAUGUAAAGGGAUUCUGAAUCCACUACUAUAUAACACACAAACGUCCCCAUGCAUUAAAUGUACCGAAUGCAAUUUAUUGUUUUCCCCUCAAAAGUUUGUCAGUCAUUCUCAUAAGCCAAACGAGAGUAAAACGUGCCAUUGGGGUUUCGAAUCGGAUAAUUGGAGGUACUAUCUGAUGUUAGCGAACAAACAAAUGGGCAGGAGAGAUCGGCUGGAAAGAGCUUUGGAAGAUGUUAAAGCCAAAUUUGAUCCUAAUACUACAGUAAAGAGAAAGACCGUGGAUCCGGAAGAGGCCUAUUCGAAAAAGUUUCGAGUUGAAACCCCUCAAGUUUGGACGCCUACCCAGCAGGCAAAAAAUAAAAAAAAUGUACACAUUGUCUAUACCUACAAGAAGCCACCACCUCUGGUAAAUCCAGACAGGGUCAUACCCUUUACAUGCGAAGAGCAACAUGUCGCACCCAAUGUCGAAUUGGCCCCUCAGAGAAGGGUCUCACCCUCCACUUACGAAUUUACUUCAUCCGAUUCGGGUAGUGACCUUUCACCGUCUUCUCCCGAUGAAAAUACCGUAGUUGAUGCUCGAAGGUAUCAACGAUGUAAAUUUGACAAGCCAGCUGGAAUAUCAAUUCGACAAACCCCUACUCCACCAUCCGAUUCGGACGAAGGACCAGUGGAUAUACUUGAUAAACUGUUAUUAAUGGCUCAAUAUAGCGGACAAAAUAAUAAUAAUAAACAUAGCGACUUUAUGAAGAUGGAAGCAAAAUUGAAAACAGCUAAAGAUAAAGUAGAGAAGGAAUUAAACGACUGUAAAGAAGCUAAAAAGAAUGCCGAACAAUGUUGUCAUCAAAUGAAGAGUCAAAUGAAGGCAAUGAUGACUAGAAAUGCUAACGAAAUUUCAAACGUUAAAGCGAAGUACAAGGGUCAAGCAGAGCACUUCAGAAAGAGAGCAGUUGUAGCCGAGCAGCAAAAUAUUCAACUACAAACUGAAUUAGCUCGCGCUCGUGAACAAAUAGGAAAAUACAGUUAAGAAACGAAACCACCAGCACUUAUAGACAUUGGAGCAUCUUAUAUAUGUAACCUCAAACAAUUCCAUAUUAUAUUGAGACAGAAUAGUUCUCAUAUCGCAUCUGAAAAAAGAAAGGGGAAGGGGGAGAAACAGAAAAGAAAUGUUUCCCCCCUAAUAUAUAUAUAUAAUAUAUAUAUAUAUAUAUAUAUA